AUGGCUCGGCCAGAAGACGCACCGCUGGACGGUCGCAGCGGGCAUGACGACAACUCCCCCACCAGCGACAAGCUGGAACAGGAUCCGGUCAAGCUGAAGGAUUACGAUGUCGAGGGCCAGGGCCGCCGCGGCUCGCAACACCGGGUUAUGGCUGUUGACUCUUCCUCGUCGACCACUGAAAGUGUCGGUCGCCAGAUCGAGAUGGAGUCGGAGAAUACAAUCAAGUAUCGGACUUGUAGUUGGCAAAAGACCGCCGCCCUGCUCUUCUCCGAGUAUAUUUGUUUGGCAAUUAUGUCUUUCCCGUGGUCGUAUUCUAUUUUAGGUCUCGUGCCGGGUUUGAUUCUGACCGUGGUCGUGGCGGCGAUCGUGCUGUACACUUCGCUGACUAUCUGGCGAUUCUGUCUGCGACACCCCGAAGUCCGCGAUGUUUGCGAUAUCGGUCAGUAUUUGUUCUGGGACUCCAAGAUCGCUUGGUGGGGAACCGCGGUGAUGUUCCUCUUGAACAACACCUUCAUCCAGGGCUUGCACUGUGUGGUGGGCUCUCAGUAUCUCAACACCAUGUCGGGUGGUGCAGUGUGCACGGUGGUCUUCUCACUGAUUGUUGCCAUCAUUUCUUGGGUCUUCUCGCUACCGCGCACUUUCAACACUCUGUCUCAGGUCGCGACUUUCUCGGCCUUCUUCACCUUUGUCUCGGUCCUUCUUGCGGUGAUCUUUGCUGCAAUUGAGGACCACCCUGCGAAGUGGAGCCCAAAGACCGGAGAUCCGAUCGUCCUGGCCGUUCCCGCCGCGGGCACCACCUUUGUGCAGGGACUCAACGCCUUCCUCAACAUUAGCUACACCUUCAUCGGUCAGAUCACCCUGCCCAGCUUCAUUGCGGAGAUGAAGGAGCCUCGCGACUUCUGGAAGUCUGUCACCGCUGUGACGAUCGCCGAGAUCAUUGUGUUCAGUUUGGUUGGCGCCAUUGUCUACGCCUACACCGGCAACCAGUACAUGACGACGCCUGCAUUCGGCUCGAUUAGCGAUGACGUGUACAAGAAGGUUUCCUUCUCGUUCAUGAUUCCGACCAUCAUUUUCCUGGGCGUGCUUUACGCCUCUGUGUCGGCUCGCUUCAUUUUCUUCCGCUUGUUUGAGGGUACUCGCCACAAGGGGAACAACACCGUUGUGGGUUGGGUCUCCUGGGGCGCCAUCUUGGCGGCCCUGUGGGUUCUCGCCUGGGUGAUUGCCGAGGUGAUUCCUUUCUUCUCAGACUUGCUGUCCAUCAUGAGUUCUCUGUUCGAUUCCUUCUUUGGAUUCAUUUUCUGGGGUGUGGCCUAUAUCCGCAUGCGCAGCGCCGACCACGGGCCGGACUUUUACAAGAAGCGCGGUCUUCGUGGCUGGCUGGGAUUCCUCCUGAACGUCUCCUUGAUCUUUGUUGGUCUGUUCUUCUUGGGACCUGGAACCUACGCUGCUGUCAUGUCCGUGGUGACAAGCUAUCGAACAGGCGACGUCCGCGGGGUUUUUACCUGCAAAAGCAACGAACUGUAA
Messenger RNA from Penicillium alfredii, 1524 nucleotides. Its product is annotated as putative neutral amino acid permease. The coding region runs from base 1 to 1524 and encodes 507 amino acids. Gene Ontology annotation, cellular component: vacuolar membrane. The transcript has 4 exons. Gene Ontology annotation, molecular function: amino acid transmembrane transporter activity. Lineage: Eukaryota; Fungi; Ascomycota; Eurotiomycetes; Eurotiales; Aspergillaceae. The record is from RefSeq and is a predicted model, not a curated record. Gene Ontology annotation, biological process: amino acid transmembrane transport.